Messenger RNA from Oncorhynchus tshawytscha (Chinook salmon), 2604 nucleotides. RefSeq names its product endothelin receptor type B-like. Bases 704 to 2134 code for a protein of 476 amino acids. The transcript has 10 exons. The record is from RefSeq and is a predicted model, not a curated record. Lineage: Eukaryota; Metazoa; Chordata; Actinopteri; Salmoniformes; Salmonidae. Gene Ontology annotation, biological process: regulation of blood pressure; vasoconstriction; enteric nervous system development. Gene Ontology annotation, molecular function: endothelin receptor activity. Gene Ontology annotation, cellular component: membrane.
AGAGGAGAAAGCUCAGUCAAUACCACACAGCUACACAGCUACAGAGAAGGACUCUGCACUACAACACUACUCCUCUACAAAUCCAGAUAAAGCCUAGUGUUCGUUCUUCAAACAGAUCAGAAUAUGGAGACAUGAGGGACAUCUUUACAGGACUGCUUCUUCUGCUCUGACUGAGUUUGAGAGACCAGACUCAGAAACAAGGAUCAGCCGAGAGACAGCCCUCGUCCAGGAUCAGCCGAGAGACAGCCCUCGUCCAGGAUCAGCAGAGAGACAGCCCUCGUCCAGGACCAGCAGACACACAGCCCUCGUCCAGGACCAGCAGAGAGAACAGCAGAGAGACAGCCCUCAUCCAGGAUCAGCAGAGAGAUCAGCAGAGAGACAGCCCUCAUCCAGGAUCAGCAGAGAGACAGCCCUCGUCCAGGACCCGCAGAGAGAUCAGCAGAGAGACAGCCCUCAUCCAGGACCAGCAGAGAGACAGCCCUCAUCCAGGAUCAGCAGAGAGACAGUAAUUGAUUUUGACACCCCUGCGUUAAGGCAUUGCAAACUGUUUGACUACAGUACAAACUGUAAUAUAUGUAGAGGACCUGUGGAACCUCCCUAGUGGAAUUCUGAAUCACUGUGGAAUCUAGAACUAUCCUGCCUGGAAUCCUCCAUCUCUUCCCUGAACUGUUGAAUACGUUCUAGAACAGGCUCUAGAGUCAGAAUGGGUUCUACUGUUCCUGUUUCGUCCAUGGUGUUAGUGCUGGUGGUGUUCCACACCUUCACAGUGGGACAGUGUCAGAGCCAACCCAGCCUGACAGGAAAUCUCCCUGUCUCAGCCUUCCACAGUACAGACACCCCCCUGGGUCUGCUACUGGACCCCCAAAACCCCUCCCAAAACCCCUCCCAAAACCCCCAAGACAUCGCAUCUCUGAACCUCCAUACCCCCAUCUCAUCCACACCCUCUCCUGACUCUGACCGUGGACACCAACAUCUGAAACACGGACCCCAUCACCUCACCUCCAACACGUCGUCCCGGGCAGUGCGUGUUCAGCCUGUAGUACCCCCUGUCUGCCACCAGGUGACCUUCAUAAAGACAGCCUUUAAAUACAUAAACACAGUGAUUAGCUGUGUGAUAUUCAUGGUGGGGAUGGUGGGAAACGCCACUCUACUGAGGAUUAUCUACCUGAAUAAGACGAUGAGGAACGGACCUAACGCCCUGAUCGCCAGCCUGGCCCUGGGAGAUCUGAUCUAUAUCACUAUAGAUAUACCCAUCAACGUUUAUAAGCUCCUGGCUGGCUCAUGGCCAUUUGAUGACAGCUCCAUUGGUCUGUUCCUCUGCAAACUGUUCCCCUUCCUGCAGAAAGCUUCUGUUGGCAUUACUGUACUCAACCUGUGUGCCCUGAGCGUGGACAGGUAUCGUGCGGUAGCGUCGUGGAGCAGGGUCCAGGGUGUCGGUGUUCCCCUGUUAACAGCAGUAGAGAUCAUCUCUAUUUGGUUGUUAUCCAUUCUGAUGGCUGUACCAGAGGCUAUAGGAUUCAACAUGGUCACCUUUGAGUACAGGAACGCGACCAUACGGACCUGCAUGCUCAACCCACACACACCAUUCAUGACGUUCUACCGGGAUGCCAAAGACUGGUGGUUGUUUGGGUUCUAUUUCUGUGUUCCGUUGGCGUGUUCCGCAGUGUUCUACACUCUGAUGACAUGUGAGAUGUUACAUCACAGGAACGGAUCUCUCCGCAUCGCGCUCAGCGAACACCUCAAACAGCGUCGGGAGGUAGCCAAGGCAGUGUUCUGUCUGGUCCUGAUCUUCGCUCUGUGCUGGUUCCCUCUGCACCUCAGCAGGAUCCUGAAGAAGAUGGUUUACAUGCCUCAUGAUGCCCGACGCUGUGAACUGCUCAAUUUCCUGUUGGUCCUCGACUACUUCAGUAUUAACCUGGCCACAGUAAACUCCUGCAUCAACCCCAUCAUACUCUACUUCGUCAGCAAGAAGUUCAAAAACUGCUUCAAGUCAUGUCUGUGUUGUUGGUGUGACUCCAGUUUCCUGAUCGACAGUAUGGUACCUCAGAACCUCAACGGAACCAGCCUACAAAAUAAGAACCCAGAUCAACAGUGUGGUACCUCAGAACCUCAACGGAACCAGCCUACAGAAUAAGAACCCAGAUCAACAGUGUGGUACCUCAGAACCUCAACGGAACCAGCCUACAGAAUAAGAACCCAGAUCAACAGUGUGGUACCUCAGAACCUCAACGGAACCAGCCUACAGAAUAAGAACCCAGAUCAACAGUGUGGUACCUCAGAACCUCAACGGAACCAGCCUACAGAAUAAGAACCCAGAUCAACAGUGUGGUACCUCAGAACCUCAACGGAACCAGCCUACAGAAUAAGAACCCAGAUCAACAGUGUGGUACCUCAGAACCUCAACGGAACCAGCCUACAGAAUAAGAACCCAGAUCAACAGUGUGGUACCUCAGAACCUCAACAGAACCAGCCUACAGAAUAAGAACCCAGAUCAACAGUGUGGUACCUCAGAACCUCAACGGAACCAGCCUACAGAAUAAGAACCCAGAUCAACAGUGUGGUACCUCAGAACCUCAACGGAACCAGCCUACAGAAUAAGAACCC